GCCAGCAGACAACUCUGAUGCACAGACAGCUGCCAUUUCUCUCUUCUCCCUCUUAUGUUUCUCUCCUGCACCGCCACCACCACCCCCCCCCCCCCCCUCUCUCAACUACGUAUUCCCUUUCCUUCAGUCUACUGCUGGCCCGCACUUUUCCUCAGGCGAAUAUAAAGGCAGGUCCUGUUGGAGAGCGCUUGUGUAAUCUUGGCUGCACAUGAGCACCGGGGUCUCUUUGCCUGAUUCAGCUGCAAAAGCUCACACGGAUGAGCUCUCGCUGCUCGGUGGACAAGGUUGAGAGAGGGAAGAAGGAGCACCUUUAAGGACAAAGUUGGAAUUAAGGUACUGGAACUUUACGCGCACCAUGACGGGAUCUCUGCUGCUGCUGCUGCUGUCCCUGUUGGUGCUCUCCACAGGAAGUGAUAGCAGAAGAAUCAGGAAAAGAGGACUGAACCAAAAGGACUACGAGCAUCCCAACCACCCGCAAUCCACACAGCACCAGAAGAAUGACCGCUGCCCACCACCCCCUCAGAUGCUCCCAGAAAGGGCCUGUGAGGUCCCAGGCUGCCGUUCAGACUCAGAGUGUGAGCGCCACAAACGCUGCUGCUACAACGGCUGCAUCUACGCCUGCCUGGAGUCUGUUCAGCCCCCACCAGUCCUUGACUGGCUCGUGCAGCCCAAGCCUAGGUGGUUGGGAGGCAACGGCUGGCUACUGGAUGGUCCUGAGGAGGUGCUGCAGGCCGAGGCGUGCAGUACAACAGAAGAUGGCGACGAACCUCUCCACUGUCCCACUGGAUACGAGUGCCACAUCAUCAACCCAGGAAACCCCGCCACUGGCAUCCCUAACCGGGGACAGUGCAUCAAGCAACGUGCCAACUCUGAUGGACGCGGUCUAAGACACAAAUUUUUCAAGGACUACAAGGACUACUUAGGUACCAGUACAAACAAUGCAGUGGGCUAUGAGAAGCAUCACAAGCACCUGGGAUAAGCAACACCUAGUACUCUUUUUUUUUCUUCUCUUAUGCUCUUGCUUUCAAACUACACUUUCCUUUUUAUGUUGUAAGUUCUCCAAUUAAACAACCCCAACACUUGCACUGGUGUUGAAGCUGCUUUUCACCACACAUCAGUCAGAAGAGAGUAAACGCUACUACCUCUUCUCGUCUCUACGCUCCACAAAGCCCUAAUCUCAGGCAUGCUACUAUCUGACAGCCAAAGAAAGUUGGUGCUUUUCCACAUUAUGUAUCAUCUCUGAGUAAAGGUCAAGUCGAGAAGUUGUGAGGGUAUCAAUGAUGCUUACCAAAUAUCUCAAGUAGUAAUUCUAUUACCAUAGUCUUAGGACCAUUCCUAUUUGGAAAAUUUCCUCCACUCUACUCAAGGCCUGGGGGCCAUAUCUGGCACACAACAUUUUAUGUGGCCCCCAGUAGCAACUCAAUGUUUUUGCAGAUUGUGCCUGCGUGCGUGCGUAUAACAAAUCCAUCUUCCUGGCAAGGUUAAAGUUUUAAGGCUGGUCAAUUGGAAAAAAAGGAAGACAAUCUGGUUCUAGAGGAUUCUCUCUCUUUCUCUGAAGGCCAAAUUUCCUGCCCUGAAAGCUGGAAUGUUUCACGGGCAAACUGAACAUUUCCAUAUGUGGUAGUUGAAAUUUAAGAUUUUCAGAUUGAAUAUAUUAGCAACAAAUGUGUCACAAAUAAUACACGCCAUAGCAAUUUGAUUUGUAGACUUGCAUGGCUUCACCGGUGCAACGCUAUCGACCAAGAAAACAUGCAAUUUUACGUCAUUGAUGCUGCUCAAUUUUUUUCUGCCUGCAAUAACUAACAGCAGGAUAAGCUGUUUUCCAUCAUUAAUGCACAAAACAAGAUGACUGUGUUGAACAAAAGCCGUAACAUUGACUCUGUGGUGCUCUCUUGUUUUUAGUAAAUAAAACAUAAUAUGUGAAAUAAGA
Molecule: messenger RNA, 1930 nt
Organism: Syngnathus typhle (broad-nosed pipefish)
Lineage: Eukaryota; Metazoa; Chordata; Actinopteri; Syngnathiformes; Syngnathidae
Gene: wfdc1
Product: WAP four-disulfide core domain 1
Exons: 6
Coding region: 356-979 (207 amino acids)
Biological process (GO): regulation of cell growth
Cellular component (GO): extracellular region
Molecular function (GO): peptidase inhibitor activity
Source: RefSeq, a predicted model, not a curated record